Pungitius pungitius (ninespine stickleback) is the source of this 1813-nucleotide messenger RNA. It is a transcript of the gene agpat9l, whose product is annotated as 1-acylglycerol-3-phosphate O-acyltransferase 9, like. Gene Ontology annotation, biological process: triglyceride biosynthetic process. The record is from RefSeq and is a predicted model, not a curated record. Gene Ontology annotation, molecular function: glycerol-3-phosphate O-acyltransferase activity. Bases 197 to 1531 code for a protein of 444 amino acids. The transcript has 14 exons. NCBI's taxonomy places the organism in Eukaryota, Metazoa, Chordata, Actinopteri, Perciformes, Gasterosteidae. Gene Ontology annotation, cellular component: endoplasmic reticulum.
CCGCUGUGUCCGCGGGGGACGCUGUUCCAUGAACUUUGAUCCAGUCUUGGGAGGGCGUGUUUAAGUCGAAGUCCUCAGUUGUACUCCUCGCGGAGGAAGGACAUGGACUUGAGUCCGACAGAGCUGCUGUGCUCCUGAGCCCCCUGCUGACCCCCCCCCCCCCCUGAGGCCUCUGCAGGGAACACGCCAGCUGGAGAUGGAGGACUUCUGGUCGCUGGCCUUCUGGGCCCUGGAGAUUUGGCUCUACCUCAUCGUGGGCCUCAUCAUGGUCCCGGCCAUGUUUGGCUUCUCUCUGGGCAUCUCCGAGACCUACAUGACCAUCCUAGUGAAAACCUUAGAGUGGGCCACUCUGAAGAUACAGAAAGUACACGCACAGGAGCUGACACUCAAAGCCUCCGGGUCGAAUGGUCUCAUCCAGAGGGAAGAUGGCUCCAUGGAGGAAGAGUUGGAGGAACUGAGGCGCAGCCGCCCCAAACCCCCAGUGGGCGGGGACUUCACCCUCAGCGACUCCUUCUACUUCACCCGUAGAGGAGUUGAGAGCAUCGUAGAGGAUGAGGUGACGCAGCGGUUCAGCUCGGAGGAGCUGGUGCUGUGGAACCUGCUGACUCGCACCAACAACGACUUCCAGUUCAUCAGCGUGCGGCUGACUCUGGUCUACAGCCUGGGCAUCGUCAUCCGAUACUUCAUCCUCGCGCCGCUCAGGAUAACUCUGGCCUGCAUUGGUCUCACCUGGUUGGUCAUUGGAACAUCUGCAGUUGGAUUUCUCCCAAACUGGAGGAUGAAGUUCUGGCUCAGCGAAUGGGUCCACGUGAUGUGCUACAGGAUCUGCGCUCGAGGACUCUCUGCCACCAUCCGCUACCAUAACCGAGAGAACAAACCCCAGAAGGGAGGCAUCUGUGUCGCCAAUCACACCAGCCCCAUCGACAUAGUGAUCCUCUGCAACGACGGCUGCUACGCGAUGGUGGGGCAGGUGCACGGCGGUUUGAUGGGUGUCCUCCAGAGGGCCAUGGUGAGGUCGUGUCCUCACGUCUGGUUCGAGAGAGCAGAGAUGAAAGAUCGCCACCUAGUGACAAAAAGGUUGAAGGAUCAUGUCAACGACAAGACGAAGCUCCCCAUCUUAAUAUUUCCAGAGGGGACCUGUGUCAACAACACCUCAGUCAUGAUGUUCAAAAAGGGAAGCUUUGAAAUCGGCGCGACGAUAUACCCGGUGGCCAUUAAGUAUGACCCAAAGUUCGGAGACGCUUUCUGGAACAGUUCCAAGUAUAGCAUGGUCAGUUACCUGCUGAGGAUGAUGACCAGCUGGGCCCUGGUGUGCAACGUCUGGUACCUACCGGCCAUGCACCAACAGGAGGGGGAAGAUGCUGUCCAGUUUGCAAACAGGGUGAAGUCCGUCAUUGCUCACCAGGGGGGGCUGGUGGAUCUACAGUGGGAUGGAGGCCUGAAGAGAGGGAAGGUGAAGGAGUCGUUCAAAGAGGAGCAGCAGAAGCAGUACAGCAGCAUGGUGGUGGGAGACGACAGCUCCAGUGACUGAGACCGUCACAAAACCCCCAUGUCGCUCCUCCUCGGGUUGUGUUCUUGUCAGCUGGGCCUGAUGCCACCACGUGGACUUUAGAACACACUGUGAAACCUCAGGCGCAGCCAGACGAAGGGGGCAGGGGCAGCCAGUCACAGAAAAAAACACCGAAGUGCAAUAUGGGACGUCACUAGGAGGAGCCGGAGCUGAUGUGACGACGGAAGCCUGUGAUGGACGAGCUGCUCUGGAAAAGCUGUGACGGUCCACUUCACUCAUGGGAUGUGCAUUUUUUUUUUUUUU